Molecule: messenger RNA, 2895 nt
Organism: Rubroshorea leprosula
Lineage: Eukaryota; Viridiplantae; Streptophyta; Magnoliopsida; Malvales; Dipterocarpaceae
Source: the annotation of a GenBank genome assembly
GAUGCUCCUUCAGCUUGGGCUAAUAGGUGGUAACCUAGGCCCGUUAUGCACAGCCCUAUUUGGGUGUUGGGCCUAUGCACAGCCCUGUUUGGGCGUUGGGCCUAUUCCAACAUUACUCCCCCCCCCGGUGUUCGGUUGACGAACUGGGAUGGAUGUGGUGUUGGGCCGAUUGGCGUUGGGCCUAUUCCAAACGGCUUUAACAGUUUGCGGCCGACUUCGACGAGGGCCGAGCUGAAAGGUAAAACGAAAAGAGGCGAGCUCGCGAGCCUGAAAGCGUGUAGGCGAGCUGGUAUCCAUAGCCACAUUAGUGCGGGCUUGUUAUGGCAGCAAGCUGAAGCGAUUCGCAACAGACGAGCUCGCACAGGGACCAGCCAUGUAUAUAACGCCAUUUCAGCUCGUCCAUGUGGCGACCUGACCCCUGACUACUACCGAACUAGAGCCGGCGCACGCUAUGCAGAAGGGGCGUUAAGCGCCUGCCACGUGUGGGACGCUAGUUGCAAAACGCUCCAGCUUGAAGAACAGUACGCCGAAUCAACUUCGCAUCAUUCUCAGGAUGUGCCGAAAACAAUGGCGUCUGAGAGCAGCACCAGUUCCGACGCCAGCGACAACGGUGGCGACCACCCUAGUGCGCCGUCAAGCAGCUCGUCCUCGGAGGGGACACCAGGUCGUGAGGAAGGGGCAGGGGAUGUAGUGAGCCAUGUCUCAGAUCAGCCUGUAAUGGGAGAAUGGGAAAGCAGAACCAUCACGGGCAGGUUGAGCAAUCUGCGAAAGGCGCCCAAGGACCUGCCCAUUGGAUUUAGGUUCCGGGCCGCCCUACAUCAUGAGGUAGCGGAUUGUGCGCCCUCAAUAAGUGGAUAUAGGAGAUUGGAGGAGAUGGUGAGGGCGCACCACAUCCCCAGAACAAUCCUGCUCCAGACUGGAGCCAAGAGCGAGAGGGCGUGCAUGUAUCACAGACAGGCUGGAUACCCGUCUGACGCCCAACAGCAUAAGGUUCAUAAUAGGCUUUAUGCUGUUGUGUGCGAGGUUGGAGGUACCGGCCAAGGCGAUCGUGUUCAGGUCGCUGUUUCAAUGCCGGCUGUGUCCCAACUCUCGAGGCGCGAAGUGGUAAUACCUUUUCGGGAGAGACAAGAGCUAGUUGUUCAAGAAUGUCCGGAACAAAGUGGCGAGGUGGAAGAGGCAAUUCAUAUUUGUUCGCGACACGCGAACAGAGAGGAUAAGCAACGACCUUGCUGCCCGGCUGUCGGCGUGGCGUGUUCCCAAUGCACACGUCAACUACCCUCAACUACUGCCACGGGACAUAGACCUCAAAAAUCAGCUGCUGGACUAUGCGAGGAGGGAGAAUCUGAUAGAUCUGGACGCCCUGGUUACCUCGGAGCAGCUCGCCGUGUUCGAGUUUGUCGACGAGAAAUGAGUAGCAUCUUGGAACGCCAACGACAGCAAGCCCAAAGCUCACGAGGUCGCGCGUCGGGCAGCGCACAACCCAGGCAAACAUGGUUUGACGAGCGGCCACCCCCAGCGCCUCAAUCACGCGGCUCGUCACACCGGGGAUCCAGCUCGGCAUCAAGGCCACGAGCAGAGCACAGGGCUGAGGUUGCAACUCCGAGUGCACGUAGACGUGCACGCGAGGAGAUAGAGAGCGAGGAAGAUGAGGUCCCACUUGCUCGGCGCAGAACAAGCGGGGGGACCCAGCCCGCGCAGGUGGCCCGUCCUGCAACCGUUCGUUCACCGAACGCGCCGUCAGUGACUGUGCGGGCAACAGUAGAGCCCGCCUCUGCAUCGACCUCGAUGUCGGGCCCCAGGAUUGCUUAUCCUGAGGGCUUCAACUAUGUGCGGGCGGAGUGCCAGCCCGCCAUGGUGCAAGGCACGCACAGCUUUGUGCCCCCCGCGGAUAGUAAGCGGGCAAAAGCUUUUGUGCACCAGCAUGGCGGGCAGGUCGCCAUGAUCAAACUAAUGGAUGCAUUCAGCUACGCUGUAGCGCUGUACGAGAGCGAGCAGGGGGCUCGUACAGAGAACAGCGAGCUCGGUUCAAAGUUCAAACAGCUGGCUGCGGAGAAGGCUAGCCUUGUGGACAAUGUGAAUCCUCUGCAAGGCUCCGAAAUGGCGAACCGAGCUGCAGCUGUAGAGAGCUGGGCGGAUGAGCUCGCUACUAGAAACAACGAGCUCAGGGAGGAGCUGGAGCGCGCCCGUGCUGAAAGGGAGAGCGGGAUUCAGGCAGCUAAGGAGGAAGCCACCCAGGUUGAGGAACGGGCCAAAAAGGCUGAGACCGACAGGGACCACACUCAGCACGAGCUGAACUCCUUAAGGAAUCAGGUCGCUGAAGCUGCCCGGAACUUGAACGCAGCUGAAGAGGCCUUGAAUGAGCUGAAGGCCACUCACGGGCUCUCUAUCUCCAUGGCGCGUGCUCAGGGCGCAGAAUGGCGAUGGGUGCUGCACCACCGCCCAGAUUUUCCAAUCCGCGAGCUGGUGUUCUUUGACGAGGAGGAGCUUGAUGAACAGGGUAAGAGCCUUGCUCCCCUCACUGACACAACUGUGAGGCUGAGAUGGGACUUGAACGAGGAGGGUGUGUCCGUAUGGCCGACGUCCUUGCUAGAGGACGGGGAGGAUCUAGCAGGGCUGCCCUCGUUUGACGCGUGGGUCGAAGGUGUUCCUGUUGCUGAGCAGGAGCCGUCAAGCACGCCACCCAACUCUCAGCCCGCUAUGGUGCUAGCCAGCUCGCCCAUCAGCGCACCAGCCUCUGAGCCCGCAGCCCAAACUCCUCCAACGCGCUUUCCUGCAGCUGCUGCUGAUGCAUCCAUGCCCGUUGAUCUGACGGAUGACUAGAUUUAGGGUUUUUUUCUUUUGAUCUUUUGUAUUUCGCUUUUGCAUUUUUGUAUCUAAUCAAUGGAUUCAUUUCAU